AUGAAAGGCAGUAGUAGGAGUAAGGAUCAUUCGACAGAAGGAGAAGGAACUGGGAAGCGACCAAAAAGAAAGUGUCUUCAGUGGCAUCCCCUGCUUGCCAAGAAACUCCUUGACUUCUCUGAAGAGGAGGAGGAGGAAGAAGAGGAGGAAGAUAUUGAUAAGGUGCCACUCCUUGGUGCAGAUGGUUUAGAGCAGGAUGCUGAUGAGACUGAAGAUGACGAGUCCUCAGAGCAACGAGCUCGCCGACCAAUGAAUGCAUUUCUCUUGUUCUGCAAACGCCAUCGCUCUCUGGUGCGGAAAGAACACCCGCGGCUCGAUAACCGUGGCGCAACCAAGAUCCUGGCAGAUUGGUGGGCUGUUCUAGAUCCCAAAGAGAAGCAGAAAUACACUGACAUGGCUAAGGAGUACAAAGAUGCAUUUAUGAAGGCAAAUCCAGGGUACAAGUGGUGCCCAACAACAAACAAACCUGUGAAAACCCAGACAUCCACUGUUACAAGCAGGAAAAAGCUAUGGGCCUUUGCAUCAGAAUCUACAAAAGAUUUACCAAGCCCAAGGAAAGGGGCAAAAAAUGAAGAAAUGCCCCAGCUUAACUUUGGGAUGGCAGAUCCUACACAAAUGGGAGGCCUGAGUAUGCUGCUUCUAGCAGGGGAACAUGCCCUGACUGCACAAGAGGUUUCCUCAAGUACUUUCCAGUCAGUUGCAACAAAUUCUACAGAAGCAUGUCAAAAGUCAUCAUUGUUUCAAUUUGCAGAGAUCUCUUCAAGCACAUCCCAGCCUGCAGUCCCAGGACCUGGUAAACACACUGAGGAGUCUGCUUUGUUCCAGUUUGCUGAGAUCUCAUCAAAUACUUCCCAGCUGUCAAGUCCUGAGUCAGUAAAGCUCUGUGGGAAGUCGGCUCUCUUCCAGUUGGCAGAGAUGUGCCUUGCUUCAGAAGGAGUGAAAGUGAUGAAAGAACCUGGGAAAACUGAAGUGGAAGCAUCAGGAGAUGUGGGAGGGGAAAUCCCAGAGGAAAUGGAAGUAGAACUGGAGAAAACAAUAGCAAAAGACUCCUGUAAAGGAAAAGUAGAACUGUCUGAGAUAGAGAAAAUGCAAAAGUGGGAUGAGUCAAAAGCUGAGGAACCAGAAACAGCAAAAUGCAGAGAUUUGAUGAGCUUUGCCACGGAGAACAGUCGUUUUGAGAGGAACGAUACCACAAAGGGUCACAUCUGCUGUUCUCCAGAGCUUUCCAUGGCUGACAUGAAUAUCCUGGGGCUAAAGCCAGAAAAGAUAAAGAAGAAAAAGAAAAAAAAUAAGUUGGAGCGGCAUACAAAUGAGAAAUCCACCCCUAAGAAGCCUUGUAAAAAGAGGCAGUCCUCCGAGUCAGACAUUGAGAGUGUGAUGUACACCAUCGAAGCGGUGGCCAAGGGGGACUGGGGUGCAGAGAGACUGGCAGAAACGCCCCGCAAAAAACCUCGCCCUGUCCCCAGUGUGAAGGGAAGCCUCUUGGAUACAAAAUCACCAAAGAAAAAAGUGAAGUCAAAAGAGAAGAAAACAUCAAAGGAGAAACCCACGGAGACCACCAAAGAAUCAAAGCCUCCUGAUUUCCUUAAUAUUGCAGCCAGCAAGGAAGUACCGUGUGAGGCUUCUGAUAACAUUAAAGUGGAACCACUGACCCCAACAGAGGAGGUGGUACCCCAAAGCUUACCAGGACAGGUCAAAACUGAGGACAGUGACUGUCUUAAAAAGAUAGAAACCUGUGGCUCCAGGAAAUCAGAGAGAUCUUGCAAAGGUGCUCUUUAUAAAACUCUGGUGUCAGAGGGCAUGCUCACAUCUCUGCGCGCUAACGUGGACAGAGGAAAAAGAAGCUCAGGAAAAGGCAACUCCUCAGAUCAUGAAGGAUGCUGGAAUGAAGAAAACUGGGCUUUUUCCCAAAGUGGGACAAGUGGGAACAAAAAACUGAAAAGGCCUAAGCCAAAGGAGGAGUUCGUUUUCGGCUUAGCAAAGUUGGAAGAAGAAUUUGAAAAGAAAUUCAACAGCCUCCCUCAAUACAGUCCUAUUACCUUUGACAGGAAAAAUUCAUCUGUUCCAAGGAAAAAGAGAAAGGUUGGAAGCGGCUCGUCUGAACACCCAAAAUCCAACAAAGCCAUACUCUCAGAAGACAGAAAUUCCAGUGAGUCUGCCUGGAAGAAUAAAAUUUCUGUAUCUGCCCUAAACACUCCAGAGCCAGCAAUGAUGCAUGAGCCUUUAGUUGGCAGCCAGAAAAGGAAAGCAAGAAAAACUAAGAUCACACAUCUUGUCCGAACAGCAGAUGGUCGAGUCUCACCAGCAGGAGGGACAAUGGAUGAGAAGCCAAAAGAGCUGCCACAAAGUACUCUUCAAAAAACAUCAAGUGCAGAAACAGAUUGCAACAGUGAAUGCUCCAGAAGUGCAGAGGCAGAAGAAAAUCAUAGUAUUACAUCAGAUAUGCCAGCAGUGUCUGCAUUUUUUAGUUUAGCUGCUCUGGCAGAAGUAGCAGCCAUGGAAAAUGUACACAGAAGUCAGAGGGCCACUCCUCUCCCACAUGAUGGACAGCCAAAUGAAAUGUCUCAGGCUCCAGUGCUUAUUUCCUGCGCUGACCAGUGA
This is a messenger RNA of Indicator indicator, 2601 nucleotides long. It is a transcript of the gene BBX, whose product is annotated as BBX high mobility group box domain containing. The transcript has 13 exons. The record is from RefSeq and is a predicted model, not a curated record. The coding region runs from base 1 to 2601 and encodes 866 amino acids. Gene Ontology annotation, biological process: regulation of transcription by RNA polymerase II. Gene Ontology annotation, molecular function: RNA polymerase II transcription regulatory region sequence-specific DNA binding; DNA-binding transcription factor activity, RNA polymerase II-specific. Gene Ontology annotation, cellular component: nucleus. NCBI's taxonomy places the organism in Eukaryota, Metazoa, Chordata, Aves, Piciformes, Indicatoridae.